AUGGUCAACGUUUGGAAAACGGAAAGCAUUUUGGCAGAAACUGGGUUUAGAACAACAACUUACACCCAAGAUAGUCCUGAGCGCUGUGUGAGAAAGAUGUAUAAGUUGGUGGUGAUGGGUGCCUGUUGUGUGGGCAAGACUGCACUGACCAUGCAGUUUACUGAGAAUCGUUUUGUGACCGAAUAUGACCCCACAAUGCAAGAUUCCUACCUUAUGCACUCAAUGGUGGACGAAGAGCCAUGCCAUCUGGACAUCGUGGAUACCACAGGCAAUGAACAGUUUUAUGCUCUGAGGAACCAGAAUGCUCGCUGGGGAGAGGGCUUCCUCUUGGUCUAUGCAGUGAAUGACCCCCACUCUUUUGAGAAUGUGAAUUUCUUUUGGCACUAUCUGCGGAGGCUCAAGGGCACUGACUGUGUACCCGUGGUGUUGGUGGCCAACAAAGUCGACUUGACCGACAGGCUGGUGAACCCCACACGGGGCCAGGAGGUGGCCAAGAGGUUAGGGGUCCCUUAUGUGGAGACAUCGGCCAAGACUGAGCAGGGUGUGGAGCAAGCCUUCCAUGAGCUGGUUCGUGAAAUUCGGAGGCUGCGAGCUGAGGAGGAGCUCAAGAUUCUCCCUAAUACUGAGCAGAGGGAGGCCUAUGACAAAGGCCGAUUCUCUGGGGAAUGGCUGUCCCAGAGCAGCCAGAAAUCCUCACAUCUCGACCACGGUGACUGUGAGGCCUCCGCUGCAAGGGAAGACCUAGGUCCAGGGGGCCUUGCAGGAGACACGGUUCUUUCGGUCGCUAUCUCGGAACUACCUUCGACAAGUGCUGGGACCCCAGACCUACCUGAGCCACUGCCACUGUUGGAGGUCUUCCUAUCUUCGAAUCCAGGUCUCCGGCUCCUGCAAAGUUGCCCCUCCUGCCAUCGAGUCGGUGCUGGCUCUUCUGCUAAGCGGCUGUCCGGACCAGGCCUCCUUCCUGGGGGCAAUGUGACCUUAGAGGCCUGUAAUCAAUCCCCCCUGAUGGGGAGUGACUGGUACUGA
Messenger RNA from Sarcophilus harrisii (Tasmanian devil), 1026 nucleotides. RefSeq names its product ras-like protein. NCBI's taxonomy places the organism in Eukaryota, Metazoa, Chordata, Mammalia, Dasyuromorphia, Dasyuridae. The record is from RefSeq and is a predicted model, not a curated record. Gene Ontology annotation, molecular function: GTPase activity; GTP binding; GDP binding. Bases 1 to 1026 code for a protein of 341 amino acids. Gene Ontology annotation, cellular component: plasma membrane. The transcript is spliced from 4 exons. Gene Ontology annotation, biological process: Ras protein signal transduction.